Molecule: messenger RNA, 896 nt
Organism: Limulus polyphemus (Atlantic horseshoe crab)
Lineage: Eukaryota; Metazoa; Arthropoda; Merostomata; Xiphosura; Limulidae
Product: superoxide dismutase [Cu-Zn]-like
Exons: 4
Coding region: 73-612 (179 amino acids)
Biological process (GO): removal of superoxide radicals
Molecular function (GO): superoxide dismutase activity; copper ion binding
Source: RefSeq, a predicted model, not a curated record
UACGAGUAUCACAGUUUUUUAAAUUUAUUUGAAGUAUUACAUAGAGAUGAAUAUGAGCGCGCCAUCUGUAAGAUGAGGCCUAAUCGAGCAAUUCCAGUAGAAAAACAACAGAAUGUUCGAGGAACCAUUUUCCUGUGGCAACGGAAAGACUACGCCACACUUCAUAUCCACGUUCAAGUUCAUGGAUUUAACGUUUCCCGCCACGAGCAUGGAGAACACGCUGGCGCGAAGUCUCAUCAGCAUGGAUUCCACGUGCACGAAAAAGGUGAUUUAAGUAAUGAUUGCCAGUCAACAGGCCCACAUUUCAACCCAACAAACGCUGAAAAACAUGGCGGUCCCCGUUCUCAAAUAAGACACGUGGGAGACUUAGGAAACAUUGCUUGCAACAGGCAUGGCGUGACGAACAUGAUAUUCACUGACUCAGUCGCCUCUCUAAUGGGUCCUCAUUCUAUCAUAGGGAGACCCCUUGUGAUCCAUGCUGAUCCAGAUGACUUUGGAACCAAUCCACACAUCCCAGCCAGUCUUUCAAAUGGGAAUGCUGGAACUCGAAUAUCGUGCUGUAUAAUCGAAAAGGUUCAGGAUUCAUCUCAUCAUCAUAAUAGUCAUGAAUAAAACCUACAGCACCAUUAUUUGUUUGUAGGCCUUUCAUGAGCUUAAAUCUUCAUAUCAUUCUGAACAAGCAAACAUUUCUGGAAUGUUAAGAAAAGUUCUAUCGUAUUAAAGAAACUAAAAAGAUGGACCGCUGUGUUUCAAACAGUCCACGAAUUAUUUCCAAGUAUUCAAUGUUCCUUUUUCUAAUCUUUUCUUUCACGUUUAUGUUACUUACCUCGAGAGUUAAAACAAAGUUUCUCUGUCUCUGUAAUAAAGACAAAUAAAAAUGUAAUUGAUAAACUGUA